Molecule: messenger RNA, 1239 nt
Organism: Venustampulla echinocandica
Lineage: Eukaryota; Fungi; Ascomycota; Leotiomycetes; Helotiales; Pleuroascaceae
Exons: 2
Coding region: 1-1239 (412 amino acids)
Biological process (GO): positive regulation of mitochondrial translation
Source: RefSeq, a predicted model, not a curated record
AUGUUGAACCUCAAUCGACACAUCCCCUCAUCGUGCGCGCGACUUAUCCUCAGCGAUUCCAGCCUCAGACCGCAGCCUUUCCGCCACCUUCAUGCUAAGUUUGCCUACCAAUUCCCAAGGAGGAGAAGUUUAUUUUCGUCCCAUGCUAUCCUGCAGGAAGAAUCGAUUUCUGGGAAAGCCAAGACAUCCAAUGAUGGCACUUCUCCGCCAAAGCGGAAGACGAUCCGCGCGCCCCCCACGAAGACGUCCCUAAGGAGAGUUGCAGUUGAGGCUCAAAGAUCAAGGGAAAGCACGCUACGCCCGAGGAAGAUGGUCGCGGAUGGUAAAGGUAGCAAUAGUGUCACUGCGGUCUCGGUGGCGGAUCAAUUCGACAUGGAUGAGGUAGCCCGCCUCUUGCGAUCUCACGGCUUCCCAAUCGAUCCAGAUAGCACUGGUUUUGAAUUAGAGCAGGUCAUACACACCCGGGGCGUUAAUAAUGGAGACAUUUUUGUUUUCCCGUCUGGUUCUCUGGUUGCAUGGUCCUUACCGGAAGAUGUAGUCUCUGACCUGGCCACUAAGACUUUGCUCCCAGCUGCUAGAAACCCACACAUGGAUCAGAUGGAAAUGGAAGACUUGGAAUAUGCAGAAGUUGGAAAUAGAGAAAAUAGUAGCAUCAAGGGAGAUGUAAUUACGUUGGGCACGAAACCAGGUUCACAUAAGGAUGAAAGCUCAACUCUAAGGGUAGAUAAAACCCUCACCAAGAUAGCUUUCUCCUCAGGCCUGGCUCGCUCGACCAAACUCGCGGUGUUGGAGACGAUGCUUGAGAAGUAUUUCGAAUCAACUAGAACAAUCCCCACGCUCCUAUCUCGCGGCUUGAGAUUGCCAUUUAGCCGCAAGUUCAUGCUUCAAAAAACAGGCGAAUUGCUCGAGCUGAGAGCACAGUUAAACCACUAUUCUGAGCUCACCGAUUCCCUGCCAGAUCUUUUUUGGGAUAGUCGACAGGAUCUGGGACUAGAAGGAUACUACGACCAGGUUGGCAGGGCUCUCGACGUAGGCGUCCGAAUCAAGACCCUCAACGAGAAGAUGGAUUAUGCUCAAGAAAUCGCGAGUAUCCUUCGACAGACAAUGAGCGAGAAACAUAGUAUCCAUCUUGAAUGGAUUAUUAUAAUUCUGAUUGCAGUUGAGGUUGGCUUCGAGCUUCGACGAGAAUGGAAAGAGAGGAGGGAGAGAAUUGCGAAGGCAGAGGCAAUCGAGACGUAA